AUGACUGAUUAUAAUUCAUUAAUUUGUCAAAUAUGUGGCGAUAAAUCCAAUGGUUAUCAUUUUGGAGCCAUUAGUUGUGAUUCUUGUAAAUCAUUUUUUAAACGCAACUUUUCUAAAUAUAAGGAUAAAUACAAGUGUUAUUUGGGUGGUAAAUGUGUGGUUGAAAUCAAAACCCGAACCAAUUGUAAGAAAUGUCGUUUAGAUAAGUGUUUGGCCGCCGGUAUGUCAACGAUUCACUUCAAUAGUGAUGAGCAAAACAAACUCCGAAGAACUUUAUUAAAAUCACGUCAAAAGUCUAAACGAUUGCCACAAGACUUGACAAAUGAUAAAACUUUAGACUUCAAUGAAUCCAAAUUAAUAUUCACACCAAACAUAUCACAACAAUUAUCAAAAGAUUGUCUACAAGUUAUUAAUGUCUCAAAUGAUGUCAUUGAUUAUGAUUUUAUAGAUUCAAUGACUGAUUUUUCAACCAAUUCAUUAUCACUUUCAUCUACUGAUGAUAUCACACAAAAUCAUACAAUUGACGAACAAAUGGAUUCAAUUGAUAUUUCAGAUCAAAACAAUAACGAAGGAAUAAUAAUGUCAAUUAUGAGACCUAUUACUGAAUGUGUCCAACAAUUUACAGAAUUAGAGUCCAAUAAAUUAACUGAACUUUUGGAUGCCAUGAAAUUAAAUCAACGACAGAUAUCUACUAUUGAAAAGGGAUGUAUUAUUGAUAAUUUACAACAAGCUUUGCUUAUAGUAUUGGAAAGACAUAACGAUAAUAUCAAUCAUACCGUCCAAAUGUCUAAAUAUUUGUCAGCUUUUAAUACACUUUGUCUGAGCGAUCAAAUUGUUUUAUUAAAGUACUCGUCCAUUGAAAUUGAAGUUCUCAGAAAUAUAUUGUGUUUUAACUUUGAAAAAGAGUAUUGGAUUUUCAAUAAAGGUGAUAUUCCCUAUUGCAUAACACUUAAUGCAUUUCAAAGAACCGACAGUAAUCCUGAAAUACCUGUAAACGUACGGCCCAUCAAUGAUCACAAGGUUUUCCUACAAAACAUGGGUCUCGACUGGGAUUGUGAUCCACUAAUUAUUGAUUUGGUAGUUGACAGCAAUUAUACUGUUUGA
Messenger RNA from Oppia nitens, 1104 nucleotides. RefSeq names its product vitamin D3 receptor-like. The transcript is spliced from 7 exons. Bases 1 to 1104 code for a protein of 367 amino acids. Gene Ontology annotation, biological process: negative regulation of transcription by RNA polymerase II; positive regulation of transcription by RNA polymerase II; cell differentiation. Gene Ontology annotation, molecular function: zinc ion binding; RNA polymerase II cis-regulatory region sequence-specific DNA binding; nuclear receptor activity. Lineage: Eukaryota; Metazoa; Arthropoda; Arachnida; Sarcoptiformes; Oppiidae. The record is from RefSeq and is a predicted model, not a curated record.